AUGAUGCGGGAGAAGGGAAUACGAGGUUUUUUCAUCGGGAUGUCGCCAACGCUGGCAAGAGAGAUGCCGGGUUAUUUCUGUUUCUUUGGUGCUUACGAAGCUUCACGUUACAUGCUAGCCAAAGAGGGUCAGCAUAAGGAUGAUAUAGGCCUGCUGAAAACAGCUGCGUCUGGUGCCAUUGGUGGUAUGACGCUGUGGGCAGCAGUAUUCCCAUUCGACUCUAUCAAAUCCCGAAUGCAGUUGUACUAUUUUGCAACCGCAACCAGCGGCAGAUCGGCCGCGACGCCUACGAGUCGUAGUAUGGACUCGGAAACCUAG
Messenger RNA from Cylicostephanus goldi, 318 nucleotides. NCBI's taxonomy places the organism in Eukaryota, Metazoa, Nematoda, Chromadorea, Rhabditida, Strongylidae. The record is from the annotation of a GenBank genome assembly.